This is a messenger RNA of Mobula hypostoma (lesser devil ray), 838 nucleotides long. It is a transcript of the gene mrpl32, whose product is annotated as mitochondrial ribosomal protein L32. The record is from RefSeq and is a predicted model, not a curated record. The transcript is spliced from 4 exons. Gene Ontology annotation, biological process: translation. Gene Ontology annotation, cellular component: mitochondrial large ribosomal subunit. NCBI's taxonomy places the organism in Eukaryota, Metazoa, Chordata, Chondrichthyes, Myliobatiformes, Myliobatidae. Gene Ontology annotation, molecular function: structural constituent of ribosome. Bases 14 to 661 code for a protein of 215 amino acids.
CCAUCUCCCCGUAAUGGCGCUGCUGCAGCGGUUGGCCUAUUCGUGGACGGCACUGGAGAGUGUUCUGCUGCAGGCGUUCGGGCUUCAGCAGCGACUAGAUGUCAUACCACAUCGACUGCGUCCUCUCAGGGUGGAGGAUAACUUGCUUCCUCUCUGGCGUGUGGAUUCUCGAGCGGUUGGAGCCACAAGCCGUUCUACAAGUGGAACAGCUGAUGCUCCUGCGUUGGCAAUACAAGUUCCAGUGGCCUUCCCUCAAUUUGACCCUGAUGCCUAUGAGAAUGACCAGGGUGACAACUCUGGCUUCUUGGAUAGUAUCUUCUUGAUGGCAGCACCAAAGAAGCGACGCACUAUUGAGGUUAACCGCUGCAGGAGAAGGAAUGUUCAGAAACUAGAGAAAGUUAAGAACAACAUAGAAGUUUGCCAAGAAUGUGGCUACUUGAAACUGAAGCACCAGCUAUGUGCCUUCUGCUACAAAAAGGUUGCGCAUGAAACAGCCCUUGUACGUGCACAGAUUAAGGUGCAGGAAAGAAGGCCACUUAACACACCUGCAGUAGAGACAGUUGUGCUUUACCAGGGGGAGAAAGCAACAGAGGCUGACAACGGGAAGAGGAUCAUUGAAAGAAACCUAAAGCGGCCAUCAUGGUUUACAGUAGGGUCAUGAGAUGGACACUGCAUAGGUGAACAACAUAGUGUUAAAAUAUUUUGUUUAAAAAUAAAACAUAAGGCAAAGUUAAACUGUGUCACUGAAAUUAGAAGCGAAGAGAUUGCUUGUUCACAUGGCAAGUUUUGUUUGAGGUACUUGGUCUGAUUUAAAGAAACUUGGAAUAAAUUUUGCUCC